This is a messenger RNA of Durio zibethinus, 2491 nucleotides long. Its product is annotated as DNA-binding bromodomain-containing protein. Gene Ontology annotation, molecular function: protein binding. Lineage: Eukaryota; Viridiplantae; Streptophyta; Magnoliopsida; Malvales; Malvaceae. The record is from RefSeq and is a predicted model, not a curated record.
CGAAAAAGCCAAGUCCAACAUCGAAAAAUAAUGGAACCAAAAACAAGAGAGAGAAAGUGGAAAAAAAAAAAUUAACAGAAGAGAGAGAGAGAGAGAGUGAGGGUUUUUAGAGAGAGAAAGUGAAAAGAAAUGGGUCAGAUCGUGAAGAGGAAGAAGAAAGGGAGGCCAUCGAAGGCAGAUCUGGCUAAAAGAGGUAGUUCGCCGGCGGUGGCUUCGGAGCCGGAGCUACGGCGGAGUCAUAGGCGGAGAAAUGUGAGGUAUAACAUCGAUUACGACGAUUAUCUCGACGAAGACUUGGAAGAAGAAGACGAGGAAGAAGAGAGAAGGAGAGAGAAGAAGCUUAAGCUCGUUCUUAAACUUAAUCAAGGUCAAGAAGCUGAGCCGCCUUCUCCUCCUCCUAUGCCACCAAGCCGCGGCCUAGGUGUUUCCUCGGCGCAUGGGAGGCACGCUGUGGAGGAGGAACUGGAGGAAGAAGAAGAGGACGAUGAAGAAGAGGAAGAGGAAGAAGAGGAGAGUGAGAAGAAGAAAAAGAUUAAGAAGAGAAGAAUCAACGGUGGUGAUGAAGUUGAUCAUGAUGAUGAUGAUGAUGAUGGAGUUGAUGAUGAUGAAGAAGAUGAUGAUCAUGGUGACUGUGAUGUGGAGAUGAGAGGAAGAAAAGGGGAACCCAAAGGGCAAGACUCAGUUCCAGGAACGCCAUCGGAUCCUCCAUCAGGGGUUCCAUUGCCUGAUAAGAAGGCAUUGGAAUUGAUUCUUGAUAAACUUCAGAAGAAAGACACUUAUGGUGUGUAUGCUGAACCGGUUGAUUCCGAGGAGCUUCCUGAUUACCAUGAUGUGAUUGAGCAUCCAAUGGACUUUGCCACGGUGAGGAAGAAGUUGGGCAAUGGGAUAUAUUCUACAUUGGAACAAUUUGAGAGUGAUGUCUUCUUAAUAUGCUCAAACGCAAUGCAAUAUAAUGCACCAGAUACUAUAUAUUAUAAACAGGCACGUUCCAUUCAAGAGAUGGCAAAGAAAAAGUUUGAGAAGUUAAAGAUUGAUGUAGAUCGGUCUGAGAAAGACAGCAAGAUGGAACAGAAAACAUCAUCUAACUUCUUAGCAAAGAAGCAAACAAAAAAACCUAUCUACCGUACAACACAGGAACCUGUUUGUUCUGAUUUCUCUUCAAGGGCCACUCUUGCCACUGCUGGAGAUAUCCAGAACUCUUCCAUCACAAUCCAAGCUAAUGCUUGUGAGAGGCCUAGCCAUACUGAUGCGCUUGUAGAGGGUAACUCCUCCCUGGCUGAUUAUAAUCUAGAGAAGACUGAAGAACAAUCAUCAGGGAAGGGUCUUCUUUCUAAAUUUGGGAGGAAGUCAUCUGCACUUGAUGAUAAUCGCCGUGUGACAUACAAUAUAUUCAAUCAACCAGUAAUCAGAUCAGAGUCAAUAUUUACAACCUUUGAGGCGGAAAUCAAGCAGUUAGUUGCUGUUGGGCUUCAAGCAGAAUUUUCAUAUGCUAGGAGUUUGGCUCGCUUUGCUGCAACUCUUGGACCUGUUGCAUGGAAAGUUGCUUCCCGCAGGAUUGAGCAAGCGCUGCCUAUGGGCUGUAAGUUUGGUCGGGGGUGGGUUGGGGAGUAUGAGCCGCUUCCAACACCAGUAUUAACAAUUGAGAAUCGUGCUCCUAAGGAAUCUGCCCUGUUUACAAAGUUGCACCGAGCUGCUGAUGUUCGAAAGGAUGAUGCAACUUGUAUGACCCCAGUUCGUGCUACUGAUGUUCGAAAGGAUGAUGCAACUUAUAAGACCCCAGUUCCUGCUACUGAUGUUCGAAAGGAUGAUGCAACUUCUAAAACCCCUGUUCCUUCUAAGCCACAUCCUCACAAUGUCCCUGUUGCUGCUAUAAGACGAGAUGAUUCAAGCAAUGCCGCAGCUGCUGCUGCUCGUGCAUGGAUGUCUAUAGGAGCUGGAGGCUUUAAGCAAGCAACUGAAAAUUCCAGCACUUCGAAAGGCCAGAUAUCUGCAGAGUCGUUAUACAACCCAGCUAGGGAACUUCAUCCACAAGUUUCACGAGUUCGAGGGGAGUUUCCACUUUCUGCAGGGAUGCAAUUUCAACCACAGCUUCAGAAGAAUAGUUUCCCCCUCCAUGCUUUUGCAACCCAACCAGUUCGGUUGGUGACUGAAGCUCAGUUCCAAAAUAGACCCAUGGUUUUCCCUCAACUAGUGGCAACCGACUUGUCUAGGUUCCAAGUGCAGUCUCAUUGGCAAGGUCUUAGCCCAAGAACCCAACCCAGGCAGAAGCAGGACUCGCUUCCUCCUGACUUGAAUAUCAGGUUCCAAUCUCCGGGGUCUCCUGUGAAACAAUCUUCUGGCGUUCUGGUUGAUUCCCAGCAGCCAGAUUUGGCUCUGCAGCUGUGAGCUCAGAGACAGAUUUUCGAUUGGGGGCAGUUGCCCCCAAAAUCUUAAAAUUUCUUUUUGUAGUUAUGUAAUUUAUUACAAGUUUAUGAAAGUCUUAAUUUUGUUU